Molecule: messenger RNA, 1685 nt
Organism: Urocitellus parryii (Arctic ground squirrel)
Lineage: Eukaryota; Metazoa; Chordata; Mammalia; Rodentia; Sciuridae
Gene: Cd274
Product: CD274 molecule
Biological process (GO): positive regulation of T cell proliferation; negative regulation of T cell proliferation; immune response
Cellular component (GO): external side of plasma membrane
Source: RefSeq, a predicted model, not a curated record
CGGCUCCCCGCACAGCCAGCCACGAGUCUCCCCACCCGCAGGUCACAUUUCAUUGCUCUGUGAAAGUGUCCACUCUUGUCUGGGAAUUCACACAAGGUCAGUUUCUUACCUGAAGAAGACAUCAGUGUUCUCUUGGAUCAACUACUCUCAUGUCAUUGCAAAAAGAUGACGAUGUUUAAUGUCUUUAUAUUCACAUCCUUCUGUCAUUUGCUGAACGCCUUUAGUAUCACUGUUCCCAAGGACCUGUAUGUAGUUGAAUAUGGCAGCAAUGUGACAAUCGAAUGCAAAUUCCCAGUAGAAAAACAACUAGACUUGGGUUCAUUAGUUGUCUACUGGGGAAAGGAGGAUGAGGAAAUUAUUCAGUUUGUGCAUGGGAAAGAAGACCUGAAGGUUCAGCACAGUAGCUACAGGCAGAGGGCCUGGCUAUUGAAAGACCAGCUCUACCAGGGAAAUGCUGUCCUUCAGAUCACCAAUGUGAAAUUGCAGGAUGCUGGGGUUUACUGCUGCAUGAUCAGCUAUGGUGGUGCAGACUACAAGUGGAUUACCUUGAAAGUCAAUGCACCAUACCGCGAGAUAAGCCAAAGAAUUUCUAUGGAUCCGGUUACCUCGGAAUAUGAACUAACAUGUCAGGCUGAGGGCUACCCUGAGGCCGAAGUCAUCUGGACGAGCAGUGACCACCAAAUCCUGAGUGCUAAAACCACCAUCACCAAAUCCCAGAGGGAAGAGAAGUUUUUCAAUGUGACCAGCACACUGAGAAUCAACACAACAGCUAAUGAGAUUUUCUACUGUACUUUUAAGAGAUUAAGUUUCACAGAAAACAAUACCGCUGAAUUGGUCAUCCCAGAACCAUCUACAUUACUUCAAAGGAAUCACUUUGUGAAGCUGGGAGCUGUACUGUUUUGCUUUGGUGCAGCAUUGACAAUCCUGUUCUGCUUAAGAAAAAAUGUGAGAAUGCUAGAUGUGGAGAAUGGUGGCAUCCAAGAUAUAAACUCAAGGAAGCAAAAUGAUACACAGUUUGAAGAGACGUAACCAGCAUUGAAAAUUACAUUUUUCAAGCAGGGAUUCUUGGCCUGUUGUUUGGGAGUUCAUGGAUGAAAGGGCCCAUGGGAUGCUGCUGAUGAUGUUGGAAUUAAAAGGCCCAAAUAUUGAAAAUGGAACCUGGGGAAAGAAGAGGAGAACAAAGAAAGAUGGGAGUAGAAAGGGGAGCCUGGAAGGAAACCUGGGCACUUCAACAUAAGCUGAGAGACUUGUUGGUGCAUGUAAAAGGGACAAAGAACACUUCUGAAUGAGGCGUCUCCAAGCAAACCAUCCAUCACUCAUGCUAGGAAAGUGGGUUGAGGAUCCCUGAUUUCAUGGAUGUUCUUGCAGAAGUGCCCUUUGCCUCUCCUUGUCUUCUCCACCUCCUCGUGUUGCAACAGUGUUGAAGAAUGAGUUGUUUCUAUUUAUUUCCAGUCUGAGGGGUCUUGUCAUAUGACUGUGGUUAUGAAUGAUUUCUUUUGAAGACAUACUAUAGAAGAAGUUAAAAUUUUGUCACCAAACUCUAUACUUAACUGCUUGUUUGUGUUCAGUGAAACAUCUAGAUACUAGUAUUCUCUGUAACUGACAUUAAAAAUUGGAAGCAUAGAAAAUAAGCCAUUGGUUUGUAUAGGAUUUGACCUUAUAUAACUUAUUGAUACUUUGUUUGA